ACAAAAAUAAUUAAAGAAUAAGAGGUAGACUAAUUCCGUAGUCGUUUGAGUAUACCUUUCGGCAUAAACAUUUCAGAAAUUAAAUUAAAUAUCUUCUAUGCGUCGUUAGGAUUCGUAUGAAUAAGAAAAUUACGAGAUAAAUUCGUCGUCAAACAACUACUUGGCGUGUGGCUGGAGAGGGCGAUUUAGUGCGCUUGUUUUCUCGUUCCUAGCUUGCUAUCUUUGCUGUUUCUCCCGUUAAACAUCUCACUGUCACUGCGUGUGUUGCUCAGUCCAAAUGUAAAUUGUGCUUCGUUUUGACGUUGCGAAGCACAUAAACGGACUUCUGUUGGUAUUUCUGAAAACUGCCCAGGCCGAAGGGGAAUUUUAUCUUGUCGUUUUCCUGUUGGAAAGGAUGUUACAUAAUAAUGUGGCGGUAAGCUGUUGAUUCUGGCUAAAAAUACCAGUCCGGCUUUUUAAACAAAACAAAAAAAAACCUUCGUGUAGCACGACUUUCCAGGGUUUGGGAGAGACUUAGGUUUACUUCACAAUGGCAUUCAGCAGGACCUGGAUUAGCAUAGGAUAUGCUACGUUUGGGACUCUAGUUGGACUUUCGGCGUUCUUGGUCUGGAAUAUUGCAUAUAAACAGCCAUGGACGGCGGCCAUGGGAGGCCUGUCUGGAGUUUUAGCGCUCUGGGCACUCGUCACACACAUCAUGUACCUCCAAGACUACUGGCGCACCUGGCUCAAGGGUCUCAAGUUCUUCAUCGGCGUGGGCGUGCUCUUCUCAGUUCUGGCUGUGGCUGCGUUCGUCACGUUUCUGACGCUGGCUAUCACACAGAAGCAAUCUGUCACUGACCCAAGGAGCCUCUACCUGUCCUGCGUCUGGAGCUUCCUCACCCUAAAAUGGUCGUUUCUCCUGGCCCUGUACUCUCACAGAUACCGCCAGGAGUUUGCAGACAUCAGCAUUCUCAGCGAUUUCUAGUGUACAUUUUUAUUUUUUAUAGAUGGCAAUGGACUCUGAGGGAUUUUAGGCCGCCUGCAGGGGCUGGUCAGCGAGCUCUGUGACAAAGAGGAAGAAAAGCAGACGUGGUUAGAUUCCAAAGUAAUCUGACUUGUACGACAUGUGGCGGCACUACCUAAACAGGCUCCCUCUUUGUACUGCAACCUGUUCUCCCACUCUAUCAGUCCUGCAGGAAGUCCAAAUUCUGGCUUUAAUCUUUGGAUAUCUCCACCAUAAUAAUCUUUGACUCUUGCGUUUCGUAGUUUGAAAUGAAAGUAAUACAAAAAUGUCUCUGAACCAUCGUAACAAACGCAACACUACCAGGUAAUAGUUUGUGGAAAGUGUUUGGAUGAUUGUUUGGAUACAGCUGAACUUUUAAAAAGCUGCAUACACUAACCACAAAGUACUCCUGUCUGUAAAGCAUCCAUACCUAUCAUCAUCCAGAGAUGUCGCACUACCUUUGAAAUUCCAUGAGUUUUGAUUCCAAACACUUAACGAAGCACUUUUCCCCCCCCUCAUACACUUUUUAAUCCAUAAACGCUAAAACAAGUUAGCUUUAGCUUCUGUAGAUGUCACGUGUUGGGACUUGACUAGCAGAUCCAGCUGUUUCAGUUCCAUAACAAUGCUGUCCAUUGUAGCAUGUGAACAUUUCAAAGACAGUAAUAUAAAGCGGAGAACUGUGACUCGCCUUUACUUCACUAGGAAUGAGGGUGUGUGUGUUGUGAGCUCUGUAGAUAAGUGGCAGAUGAUUCUUCACCUUUGCUGAACCUUGCAGAGAGGCUGCUGUUAAUUUCCCUUUUAGGCCGUGUUCUCUUUUCUUGAUCGAAUGAUGCAAACGUCUUUUCGUUGUAUAAAUAAUGUUUUAGUUUUGUUUUUAUCCCCCACACAGUGUCCAGCUGGCUUGUUGCUACAGAUAGAAGCAGCUAGGCCACACGUUUGUUUUCAGCUGCCUGUUUCCUUUGUACUCGGGGUGCCAUUAGAUACCAAAUAAUGCUGCACUGACUUGGAACCUUAGUAUGGAUUCUCUCUAUGUCCCCUCGAACCAUUAUCAAGUUUUAGAAAAAGAAGGCACUAUGAAUUAAAGCUUUGUUUUUAGGAAAAUGUCAGUUUAAUGAGACGGGAUUAUUCAUGCUCUCUGGAAAUGAUGAAGGGUGGAAUAUGCAUCCAUUACUUUGGAAAGAAAAGAAUGUGUUAUUCAUUUCUAGUUCCACCAGAGGGAGACCUAACCUCUUUCAAAAGUUUAUUUUCCCCUGACAUUCCUCUUAGAGAAAAGAUAAUGGGUUUGAUUGAAAAAUGCACUUUAGUCUAUGACAUUGACCCCCCCCCCCCAUUUUGCACACUGUUUGUGACCUAGACUCCUGUUUUACGCUCUCCUUUUUAUCUGACUCGAUUCAUUCUGAAGCCAGUUGAAUUUUGCAGUUAAACUGGGCUUUUGCCACUAGAUUUUAUUCCACUUGUGGUUUUAGGUUUGCCUUUUACCCUAAAUGUGUAUAAAUGUAUUGUCUUUGUUGCUGAGGGUGGAUCCUAAAUGUAAAUAGAAACUGAACCUAUUAAAGAUGCAUUUAU
Molecule: messenger RNA, 2548 nt
Organism: Menidia menidia (Atlantic silverside)
Lineage: Eukaryota; Metazoa; Chordata; Actinopteri; Atheriniformes; Atherinopsidae
Source: the annotation of a GenBank genome assembly